CGGCACACUUACCUGCAUCGCUUUCACUCGAUUUUCACGGGGCCGCUCAGCUCCGCCUCCUCGCCGGUGAUUGGCCGCCUGUGUGCCUUUCCUGAGCUACAGUUCUGGCGGCCAAUCACCGGUGAGGAGGCGGAGCCGAGCAGCCGCGCGAAACAUCCAGUGGACGAACUGAAUGAAGGAGCAGCCGCGCUUCCUGGACUGGAUCAUCGUGGGACCGGAGCCAGAGCAGCGGUUCUCAACCUGUGGGUCGCGACCCCUUUGGGGGUCAAACAACCCUUUCACAGGGGUCUCCUAAGACCAUCGGAA
Staurois parvus is the source of this 306-nucleotide messenger RNA. Lineage: Eukaryota; Metazoa; Chordata; Amphibia; Anura; Ranidae. The record is from the annotation of a GenBank genome assembly.